Messenger RNA from Mustela lutreola (European mink), 6003 nucleotides. It is a transcript of the gene PPIP5K1, whose product is annotated as diphosphoinositol pentakisphosphate kinase 1. Bases 248 to 4951 code for a protein of 1567 amino acids. Gene Ontology annotation, cellular component: cytosol. The transcript has 33 exons. The record is from RefSeq and is a predicted model, not a curated record. Gene Ontology annotation, biological process: inositol metabolic process; inositol phosphate biosynthetic process. NCBI's taxonomy places the organism in Eukaryota, Metazoa, Chordata, Mammalia, Carnivora, Mustelidae. Gene Ontology annotation, molecular function: inositol hexakisphosphate kinase activity; diphosphoinositol pentakisphosphate kinase activity; 5-diphosphoinositol pentakisphosphate 1-kinase activity.
CUGACUCUGUUGCCGGUGCGCGCCCUCCGCUGAUUGGUGACACCGCAGGGAAGCCGCGCUUUGAUUGGGCUGCUGUCAGGUGUCGCUGACGGCAGGUUCGGCUGCGCGAGCGCAGGGAGGCGGGAAUCAACAGUAGCCUUCCAUGAGGAACUGCCUUUUCCACUUGCUGCUGGAGUUAAUGGUGUUUCCUGCUGGCAGAAUCGGGGACAUGCCAGCACUAGCGGGAUGAGUGUGUGCUCCGGCGGGGAUGUGGUCACUGCCGGCCAGUGAGGGCGAGAGUGCCACAGCCCACUUCUUCUUGGGAGCUGGAGAUGAGGGCCUGGGCACCCGUGGAAUAGGCAUGAGGACAGAAGAGAGUGACAGCGAGCUCCUUGAGGAUGAGGAGGAUGAAGUGCCUCCUGAACCUCAGAUCAUUGUUGGCAUCUGCGCCAUGACCAAGAAAUCCAAGUCCAAGCCAAUGACCCAAAUCCUAGAACGACUCUGCAGGUUUGACUACCUAACUGUUAUCAUACUGGGAGAAGAUGUGAUCCUCAAUGAACCUGUGGAAAACUGGCCAUCUUGCCACUGCCUCAUCUCUUUCCACUCCAAAGGAUUUCCUCUGGACAAAGCUGUUGCUUACUCCAAGCUUCGAAACCCCUUUCUUAUCAAUGACCUGGCUAUGCAGUAUUACAUCCAGGAUAGGAGGGAGGUUUACCGGAUCCUGCAGGAGGAAGGCAUUGAUCUGCCUCGGUAUGCUGUGCUCAACCGGGACCCUGCCCGGCCUGAGGAAUGCAACCUGAUAGAAGGUGAAGACCAGGUAGAGGUAAAUGGAGCUGUCUUCCCUAAGCCAUUUGUGGAGAAGCCAGUGAGUGCAGAGGACCAUAAUGUUUACAUCUACUAUCCCAGUUCAGCUGGAGGAGGAAGUCAGCGCCUCUUCCGUAAGAUUGGCAGCCGAAGCAGCGUUUACUCUCCUGAGAGCAGUGUCCGAAAGACAGGAUCAUACAUCUAUGAGGAGUUUAUGCCAACAGAUGGCACAGAUGUCAAGGUAUAUACAGUGGGGCCUGAUUAUGCCCAUGCUGAAGCCAGAAAAUCUCCAGCUCUGGAUGGGAAGGUCGAGCGAGACAGUGAAGGGAAAGAGAUUCGAUAUCCAGUCAUGUUGACUGCCAUGGAAAAGCUGGUGGCCAGGAAAGUCUGCGUAGCUUUUAAGCAAACAGUUUGUGGUUUUGACCUUCUUCGUGCCAAUGGUCACUCCUUUGUGUGUGAUGUCAAUGGCUUCAGUUUUGUCAAGAAUUCAAUGAAAUACUAUGAUGACUGUGCCAAGAUUCUUGGGAACACCAUCAUGAGGGAGCUUGCUCCACAGUUCCAGAUCCCAUGGUCCAUCCCCACAGAGGCUGAGGACAUUCCCAUUGUCCCUACCACAUCUGGCACUAUGAUGGAACUUCGUUGUGUCAUUGCAAUUAUCCGUCAUGGGGAUCGUACCCCCAAACAGAAAAUGAAGAUGGAGGUGACACAUCCAAGAUUUUUCAGUCUGUUUGAAAAACAUGGUGGCUACAAGACGGGUAAAUUAAAGCUGAAGCGGCCUGAGCAGCUACAGGAGGUGCUGGAUAUCACAAGGCUGUUACUGGCUGAAUUGGAGAAAGAACCAGGUGGUGAGAUCGAGGAGAAGACUGGGAAACUAGAGCAGCUGAAGUCUGUGCUGGAGAUGUAUGGUCAUUUCUCUGGGAUCAACCGGAAGGUGCAGUUGACCUACUAUCCUCAUGGAGUAAAAGCUACUAAUGAGGGGCAAGACCCACAGCAGGAGGCCCUGGCCCCAUCUCUACUGCUGGUACUGAAGUGGGGGGGAGAACUGACUCCUGAUGGCCGUGUUCAGGCUGAGGAGCUGGGGCGAGCUUUUCGCUGCAUGUACCCUGGAGGACAGGGUGAUUAUGCUGGCUUCCCCGGUUGUGGGCUACUUCGUCUCCAUAGCACUUUCCGCCACGAUCUCAAGAUCUAUGCCUCUGAUGAAGGCCGUGUCCAGAUGACUGCUGCUGCCUUUGCCAAGGGCCUUCUGGCUCUAGAAGGAGAGCUAACACCCAUUUUGGUACAAAUGGUGAAGAGUGCCAACAUGAAUGGGCUCCUAGACAGCGAUGGUGAUUCCUUGAGCAGCUGCCAGCAUCGGGUGAAGGCUCGACUGCACCAUAUUUUGCAGCAGGAUGCACCUUUUGGUCCUGAGGACUACGAUCAGCUGGCUCCUACUGGAAGCACUUCCCUCCUCAACUCCAUGGCUGUCAUCCAGAAUCCUGUGAAGGUCUGUGAUCAGGUAUUUGCCCUGAUUGAAAACCUCACUCACCAGAUCCGGGAACGGAUGCAGGACCCCAAAUCUGUAGACCUGCAACUCUACCACAGUGAGACACUAGAGCUUAUGCUACAGCGUUGGAGCAAACUGGAGCGUGACUUCCGACAGAAGAGUGGGCGCUAUGAUAUCAGUAAGAUCCCUGACAUCUAUGACUGUGUGAAGUAUGAUGUGCAGCACAAUGGGAGUCUGGGACUACAAGGCACAGCAGAGUUGCUCCGUCUCUCUAAGGCAUUGGCUGAUGUGGUCAUUCCCCAGGAAUACGGGAUCAGUCGGGAGGAGAAACUGGAAAUUGCUGUGGGCUUCUGUCUUCCACUGUUGCGGAAGAUACUACUUGACCUGCAGAGAACCCACGAGGAUGAGUCUGUCAACAAGCUGCAUCCCCUGUACUCCCGAGGGGUGCUCUCCCCAGGCCGCCAUGUUCGAACACGUCUCUAUUUCACCAGUGAAAGCCAUGUCCACUCCCUACUCAGUGUCUUCCGUUAUGGGGGUCUUCUUGAUGAGACCCAGGAUGCACAAUGGCAGAGAGCUUUGGCUUAUCUCAGUGCCAUCUCAGAGCUCAACUAUAUGACCCAGAUUGUCAUUAUGCUUUAUGAGGACAACACACGGGAUCCCUUAUCAGAGGAGCGGUUCCAUGUGGAGCUACACUUCAGCCCUGGAGUAAAAGGUGUUGAGGAAGAAGGCAGUGCCCCAACUGGCUGUGGAUUCCGUCCAGCUUCUUCUGAGAAUGAAGAGAUGAAAACAGACCAAGGCAGCAUGGAGAACCUGUGCCCAGGGAAGGCGUCAGAUGAACCAGACCGGGCAUUGCAGACUUCACCCCAGCCCCCUGAGGGCCCUGGGCUUCCAAGGAGAUCACCCCUCAUUCGUAACCGAAAAGCCGGCUCCAUGGAGGUCAUGAACAUGCAGUGCACGGGGAACCUGGACCUGAUCCCCUUGCGGGGACGGCGCCGCAGGAGGUCAGGAGACCUCCCCAGGCCUUCCCCAGCCAUCGGCCUACAGCCCCGGGCUGUGUCCACCACUCACCUGGCAUCCUGCACACAGGUGCUUUCUGAGACUUCAUCUUCGAGGCCUGGUGGCUACCGGCUCUUUUCGUCUGCACGGCCACCAACAGAGAUGAAGCAGAGUGGCCUAGGCUCACAGUGCACAGGGCUGUUCAGCACCACAGUGCUGGGCGGCUCCUCCAGCGCCCCGAAUCUUCAGGACUACGCCCGCAGCCAUGGCAAAAAGCUACCACCUGCCAGUCUGAAGCACCGAGAUGAGCUCUUGUUUGUCCCGGCCGUAAAACGAUUUUCUGUGUCGUUUGCAAAGCAUCCGACUAACGAGCUGCUGGAUGACCAGCACCCUGUGGUCCGGUUGCUGCGCAGUUUUUCCUCUGACUGUCCAGGGGGCCGGCCAGUCUCCUUGGAUGCCACGCUGGCGCAUCACCUGCACCAGUGCUCCUACCACCUGCGCCUCUUCCGGAACUGGCUGCGCUCAGGCCAGGAUGACCCCGAGUGCCUCUACGGAUUUGAAGGGUGUUCCAUGGUGCCUACCAUCUACCCCCUGGAAACACUGCAUAAUGCCCUUUCCCUGCGUCAAGUGAGUGAAUUCCUAAGUAGAGUCUGCCAGCGCCAUACUGAUGCUCAAGCACAGGUAUCUGCAGCCCUCUUUGACUCUAUGCACAGCAACCAAGCCUCAGAUAGCCUAUUUUCCCCACCCCGUACUCUUCAUUCACCCACCCUACAACUCCGGCAGCGCUCCGAGAAGCCCCCUUGGUACAGCAGUGGCCCUUCCAGCACUGUGUCAAGUGCUGGUCCUUCCUCCCCCACUGCAGUGGAUGGUAACUGCCCUUUUGGCUUUAGUGAUCAAUCUUCUGUAAGUUCACACAUGAUUGAAGAACAUCAAAGCCUUGGGAUGCUCCCUAGGAAUGGAGAACAAGAGUUCCCCAUCGAAGGGGUGCAAGAGCCUUUUGAACCAAACCAGUCUUCACAGGAAUCACCUGUGGAAACCAGCCAGCCAUGCCAGGAGGUUGCUGAGGUGAUCAGCCAGCCCUGCCAGGAGGUUCCUGACAUCAGCCAGCCAUGGCAGGAGAGCCAUAACAACGUUGACCAGAUAUGUCAGAAGGUUCCUCAGAUCCACCAGCCAUGCCAAAAGGCGAGCCACUUGUGCCAGAAAAUCUCUGAUGAAGCUUGCCAGCUUUGCCUGGAGAACCCUGAGGUCAGCCAUCCAUCCCAAGAGGUCCCUGUGGAAGUUGGCAGGCUGGCCCAUGGGUUCCCUCGAGGGGUUGGUGACCUAGUCCAGGAAAUCCGUAUGGAAGUUGGCAAUCCAACCCAAGAGACCCCUGAGGAGCUCAGCCAGCCAUGCCAAGAGUUCUUUGCAGAGGUUAGCAGGCUGACCCAAGAGGCUUCUGCAAUCAAUCUGUUGUCUCAGGACAUUCUUGAGGCUGAUAAACCAUCCCAAGAGUUCCCUGGUGAGGGUGAUCUGCAGGUCCAGGAAGUCCCUGAGGUUAAUCGGGAGUCCUGGGUGGCCUCUGAGGUGAUUGACCAGCUGCCUGGAGAGGAUAUUCCCCAAGCCCAGUAUCCAUCUGGUGAUCCAAACCCUCAGAGCCAGUCUUUAGCCCAUGACCAGUACUCACCCCUCCCACCAGCAACAUGUGAUUAAUCAUGUUCUCAUUAAUGGUAUCACACUAUACCAGCUAUUUGAGCUAGCAACUUCUUCUGUUGGCUAACUCGCCUGCCAGUGUAAGACCUUGGAUCUCACCAGAGGUGUCUGAGGAAGCAGCCCUCUUGGCAUGAAGCCAAGAACUGUGCCAGAGCUGGGCUUGAGAAGGAGUCGGUUUGAUGCUCAAAGCAGCCAUUGACUCCUCACUUGACCGUUAGACUGGAAUAGGAUUUCCGUCAAGGGGUGGGCUGAUCUAUCAUUACCCAACCUCCUCUGAGCAUCCCAGGAAAUUCCAGCUUGUUAAAGGAAAUGCCAUUUAACUGCUGAAGACACCAUCCAGGGACAGCAAGUGCAAAAGAGGGCUUCAAGGUCUCCACUUUUCUGGGGAAAUAUUCACAACUUCACAAGGUACCCUUAGACCAUAUGUGCAUUCAGGAGGACUCUUGUGUUUGCUAGCACUCCUCUGGUGGGCCCAGCACGUCUGUCUGAAAUGUCUGGGAAAAAAGAGAGGCCCCUUCCCAACAAACAUCCACUGUGGCCACUAAUCUUUAGAUUGGGCUUAUGGGUGUUUUGUUUAUCAUCCCAAAUUCCCCCUCUGCCCCAGACCUGUCCCAAUAGCUCCAGGGAAUAGUAGGUAUUAGAUUCCUGUGAAAAUUUAAGAAUAACUACUUAAAAUGCUCUGGGGGUUCUUGGCCAAUCUGUGAAGCUGGGCCUCUUUUUGUUGUGGGGCUACUUGGCUUAAAAGAUGAUGUAGUAGAGAAAAUCAGGUUCUAUUUUGAGCAAUCUGCAGAGAUCAAUAUUGUACAGACAUGAGCAAAGAUUAUAUAUAUAUUUCUGUAGUGGUGCCAGGGACAGACUGGCCAAAGACCAAACACUCCAGGGUCCCCAAGAGGUAUUUCCUUUUGUCAUUGUGUCUUUAGGGUCAGGUGUGAUUAUGAAGCUUUUCCCAAAGAUAUGGGGAUGGGAAUGGGUGUGGGUAGGAGGGGUAAUGCAGUCACUGGAGUGGGAUGGCCGGAACAUUAUGAGUGCUCAAUAAAUAUGAAAUAAUAAGA